Molecule: messenger RNA, 330 nt
Organism: Striga asiatica
Lineage: Eukaryota; Viridiplantae; Streptophyta; Magnoliopsida; Lamiales; Orobanchaceae
Source: the annotation of a GenBank genome assembly
AUGGAGUCGAGUGCCGUCAGACGCGUGACGCGCGUCUUGUCCCCGACGACCUCCUUCACGACCGCGCUCUUUUCCGAUUUCUCUUCAGAAUCUUCUUCUUCUUCAUCUUCACGUACGGCAAUCUCCACGCCUUUAUCGACCACCUCGAAAUCCGGCAAUAACUCCUGGUCGUCCCCUUUUUUCAAGGGCUCGUCGAGGUUCAGCUCGUCCAUCUCGUUCAUACCAUCAGUAGCUGUCAUCAUCCUGGGGCUAGGCACACUGAAUGAAGUCUUGGAAUGUUUUCUAGCGAACGAGGGUGAGCUCUUUGGCUUGGAGCCAUGGCCGCUGUAA